This is a messenger RNA of Fusarium sp. VM40, 1095 nucleotides long. NCBI's taxonomy places the organism in Eukaryota, Fungi, Ascomycota, Sordariomycetes, Hypocreales, Nectriaceae. The record is from the annotation of a GenBank genome assembly.
AUGGUUCCUCUCUUCAGCCCCUCUGUCUUUGGCCGUUUCAAGGAUAGCCAUAGCCGUUUUACUUCCAGUGCCUCCUCUCAGAAGUCGCCUCCAUCACCAAUGUCGCCCUCACAGCCUCCGUCAGAGCCGAUGGCGAUACUGCUCAUCGGCCCCAAACAGCAGCGCUUCAAAGUCAAUAAACGGCAGCUAUGCGCAAUCUCUCCUUUCUUUGCUGAGCGAUUUGGUGGUCCUUCAAGUCCAAAAUCGAUAUCACUAUGGCUUCCUCGCGAAUCAUCCUCAAUGUUCAGUCUGUUUGUCGAUUGGGUUCACCUUGGCCUUCGCUUCCGCCCACAUCUUGAUGAGUUGAUGGCCGGUGCUUACGAUGCCGGCCUGGAAGCCUCUCAAAAUAUUCACUGGUCUUUAAUUCGCCUGCACCUUUUUGCUUCUCGUCUCGGUCUCUAUCGCCUCCAGGACCUCGCCAUGGAUGCCAUUCAAGAUCUCUACCUCCGUUGCGACUGGGAUGUUCCCUCUGGACUUAUCACCUUCCUCUACACAGAAUGCGAAGACCUCGCUGCCAUCCGGCUUAGGCGUUGGGCUGUCGCUAUGGUUGCUUUCUCUUUCACUGGUGGACCUCGUUUAACCUUCCACCCUCAGGAAUCUGCUGUUUCAGAACCAACCCGCUUCAGUGAUCUGCUUGAGGAACUCCCAGAAUUUGCAGCCGACUACGACAUCCAUAUGGAGAAAAUGCGACUCUCAGGGCUCGAUAUUCGCUUCAAGAACCCCCAGCUACGCAUUCCAGCCAAUCGUCUCCGCAAUGAUGAACGUGCGUUUGGGUUCCGUCAGUGUUCCUUCCACUCACAUCGCUCAAGUGUCGGCGAGCGUCGAUGUCCACAUGAGUCUGGUUCAACAAGAUAUCGCCGUGUUCGUCCAUCAACAGCAAAGGAGCAAGGGCCAGAGUCGACAGGCCUAUCUGCACCAACCCGGAGGUAUCGCGACGUCGUGCCAAGGCCACUCUUCUCUGGACCAUCAGACUCGGAUAUUGGAGAGGACGACGACGACGAAAUUUCACAAGCGAUAAAGCACGUGAGAUCAAUCUCAAGUACGCUCAAAGUCUGA